Pistacia vera is the source of this 1267-nucleotide messenger RNA. Its product is annotated as deacetoxyvindoline 4-hydroxylase-like. The record is from RefSeq and is a predicted model, not a curated record. The transcript has 3 exons. Bases 142 to 744 code for a protein of 200 amino acids. Lineage: Eukaryota; Viridiplantae; Streptophyta; Magnoliopsida; Sapindales; Anacardiaceae.
UUUCAUUAAGCCACUCAUUUUAAUCCAAAUUUAAGCCAACUAACCAGAGUUUUCAUCACGCCACUCAUUUUAAUCCGAAUUUAAGCCAACUAACCUGAGUUUUCAUUAAGCCACUCAUUUUCCACCUCCGGUAUUUGCCAGAUGGAAGUCAUUUCUCACGCUGAAAAAACUGUUGUCAAUGAUGGCUUGGAAUAUGAUCAUGUCAAAGAAAUGGAUGACUUCAAUGAAACAAAAGCUGGAGUGAAAGGCCUUGUUGACUCUGGCGUGGUCAAGCUGCCAAGAAUCUUCAUCCAUCCGCCGGACAACGUGCCAAAGUCAUCAUCCAACGCUCAUGUUCCAGUGAUCGAUCUAAAACGCUUUGAAAGUAGUGAUCGAAGACCUGAGAUUGUGAAAGCCAUGCAUGGUGCAGCGAAAACGUGGGGUUUCUUUCAGAGGAUAAAUCAUGGAGUUCCAGAUGAGAUUAUGGAUAAGCUUUUAGCCUGUUUACAUGAGUUCCAUGAGCAACCCUAUGAAGUGAAGUUCAAGUAUUACUCACAUGAUAGGAGCCAACCAGUGAGAUUUUACAGUAAUGAAUAUAUCAACAAAUCAAAACCAGGGAACUGGAGGGACACCUUAAAAUGUUUGUAUUUUGAUGAACAGUUGGACACAGAAGCCUUGCCUAUUGUUUGCAGAGAGCCAAUCGGUGAGUUCAUGAAGUACAUGUUUCAACUAAAGAAGACAUUAUAUGAGUUACUGAGGCUCUAGGUCUAAGCACUGAUCAGCAAUGAUAAGUUCAAAAGUGUGAUGCAUAGAGUGGUGGCUGGAAGUGUUGGAAAUCAGGUUUCAGCUUCAUGUUUCUUCCUUCCAUUUACCAGUAAAAGAGACAAAACAUUUGGACCAGUGAAAGAGCUGCUAUCUGAAGUCAAAUCCUCCCAUAUACAGGGAAAUAAGCUAUUCUGAAUAUUUUGCCCAUUAUCUAUCAAAAAGCCAUGAUGGUACUUCAACCCUGAAUGGUUUCAAGCUCUGAUGCCCGACAUGGAAUUUAAAGCAAAGAUUAAUAAAACUUAUGGCCGUGCCACAUAGAUUUCAAGUUGAAACCCUUUGGCACUGGCUAUGGUUUGUACUUGCUUAAAAGCAUUUGAGAGACUCUGUUUUUGUAAAUUACUAAAUUUGGUCUUUGUUUGGGUGUUAAAGAAACAAUAUCUAUUAGUAGUAGUAACCUAAGCCGUGUCUGUGUGUGGGAUCUUUAGCUUAGAGCGUGCUCCAUAAGUAAAUGCCUUGCCGUGAU